Molecule: messenger RNA, 1005 nt
Organism: Lolium perenne
Lineage: Eukaryota; Viridiplantae; Streptophyta; Magnoliopsida; Poales; Poaceae
Molecular function (GO): protein binding
Source: RefSeq, a predicted model, not a curated record
AUGAUUCCGUCGACAAAACUCGCGAACGUGGAAGACGACGUGGCGGCGGACGCCGUGUCCAAGGUGCUCGGCGACGACGACCUCCUCGCCGAGAUCCUCCUCCGCGUCGGGUUCCCCACCACACUCGUCCGCGCCGCCGCCGCCUGCAAGCGAUGGCUCCACCACGCCUCCGACAAGGCCUUCCUCCGCCGCUUCCGUAAGCUCAACCCACCUCGAUCGCCUCCUCGGGACACUGUUUAUAGGGUGCGCGGUGCGCACCUGUUCCAAAAAAUCGCUCUCAUACUCUCCAGAGAAGAAAAGGACGGCGGUUUAUCUUACUUUUAUGUGAUGCUGGAGAACCCCAUGGUGUUGGAUAUAACAUCUACAACAAAUUUUACGGCACGUGUGUUCAUCUUGAAAGAUGGAGUCUGGUGCAUGCUUGCCUCGGCCACUACACGGAUCGACCAUUCGCGGGGAGUACUGAUACCAGUUGUGCUGGUCGACAAUAAAAUCUACAUGGUGCCCACCUUCACAGAAAUUACCGUCCUGGAUUUGGCGACCUCAAGUUUUUCCACAAUUCAGCUCCCAUUGCCACGAGUACCGAGCGACUUCAUGAUAUCACACGCUGAUGAUGCUUCCAGCGUGUAUCUCGUCAGGAUGAAAGAAGAUCAACUUUGCAUAUGGCUCCACAAGGGGGGCAACUGGUCAGUCGUUGAUACCUUUUCUCUGAAUGAGAUGUGUGCAAAUCUAAUGAUGUCAGACUGGGUUGAGGAUACCGUACGUUCCGAACGUCGGAUAACCCACUUGGGGGAUAACGCUGAGUUUGUGCUCUUGCAAAGGCGCCGGGCUGUGCUCUAUCUUGAUACGAGGCGUAGGACACUGCGUAGAUUGUAUGAGGUGCCAGAAGAAGAUGAACCACGCGGUGGCGUUGUUAAAGCAAAACCUUUUAUGAUGAUCUGGCCUCCCACAUUCCCUGCGCUAAAGUCUGAUCCUGCCAGGUUUGCCUUUUGGCCUUCAGAUAAUUGA